This is a messenger RNA of Trichoplax adhaerens, 2985 nucleotides long. RefSeq lists its product as uncharacterized. Gene Ontology annotation, biological process: mannose metabolic process. Gene Ontology annotation, cellular component: lysosome. Lineage: Eukaryota; Metazoa; Placozoa; Uniplacotomia; Trichoplacea; Trichoplacidae. The coding region runs from base 1 to 2985 and encodes 994 amino acids. Gene Ontology annotation, molecular function: carbohydrate binding; alpha-mannosidase activity. The record is from RefSeq and is a predicted model, not a curated record. The transcript is spliced from 14 exons.
AUGGCUUGUAAAAGAUUCUUGGCAAGCGUACUUUGUUGGAUGGCGAUUUUCGCUUGUUUCAACCUGGUACAAUGCGAUCAGCUAGAAAAGCAAUGGAAAUUUGAUGCUAAUAACAAACUAAAUAUCCAUCUUGUCUCUCAUACUCACAACGAUGUUGGUUGGUUAAAAACACUUGAUCAAUACUACUACGGAGCCAAGGAUAAAGUCGCUCAUGCUGGUGUCCAGUAUAUCCUAGAUACAGUCGUACAAGAAUUGAUGGCUGAUCCAUCCAAGAAAUUCAUUUAUGUUGAAAUUGCUUUCUUUACCAGAUGGUGGCGUGAACAAGAUAAGAAAACGCGUGAAAAUGUCAAGAUGUUGGUCAAACAAGGUCGUCUAGAAUUUAUCAAUGGAGGCUGGUCCAUGAAUGAUGAAGCUGCCACGCAUUAUAAUGCAAUCAUUGAUCAAAUGACCCUAGGAUUAAAAUUUAUUCGAGAUACUUUUGGUGAUGCUGCACGACCUACAAUCGCUUGGCAUAUCGAUCCUUUCGGCCAUUCAGCUGCUCAGGCAUCUUUAUUUGCACAGAUGGGAUUUAAUGCAUUUUUCUUAGGUAGAAUCGAUCAUGAUGAUAAAAGUGCAAGAUUAUCCAAAAAAGAAAUGGAGAUGAUUUGGCGUGCAAGUCAAAGCUUGGGUAAAAAAACUCAAUUAUUUACCGGUGUCUUGUAUAAUCGGUAUAGCCCACCCCCUGGAUUCUGUUUCGAUCAAGGUUGUAAUGAUCCACCAAUACAGGAUGAUAAAAACCUAAGGGGAUACAAUGCUGAUGAAAGAGUAAAGACUUUCAUGGAAUUAGUGAUGAUGCAAGCUUCCGGCUAUCGAACCAACAACAUCAUGAUAACGAUGGGCAAUGAUUUUAACUAUGAAAAUGCGCGACAUUGGUUCAAAAAUCUUGACAAAUUAAUAAAACAUGUCAAAAAUACUCAUAAGAACGUCAAUAUCUUCUAUUCAACUCCUUCAGUAUAUCUCAAAGCUGUCCAUGCUGCCAAUCUAACAUGGCAAGUUAAAACCGACGAUUUUUUCCCAUAUUCUGAUUGUAAUCAUUGCUAUUGGACUGGAUAUUUUACCAGUAGACCAGGUUAUAAAGGCUAUGUUAGAGAUUCUAACAGCAUUCUACAGGUUUGCAAGCAACUAGAAGUCAUAUCAAAGUCGACGGGUAACUCAUCAUCUGAAGCACUUACUAGAGCUAUGGGAGUAGCACAGCAUCAUGAUUCUGUUACUGGUACUGCUAAACAAUUGGUUGAUUUUGACUAUGCAUCGAGAUUAGCGGAUGGUCGUAAGGAAUGUAAAAACGUUAUUAGUGAUGCCAUUGGCAACUUAGCCAAGAAAUCAAGUUCUAACAAGGCUGCUACUUAUGUCUAUUGUGAUUAUCGCAAUAUCAGUAUCUGCUCUAUAACUCAAAAAUCGAAAUCAUUUACGAUUAAUGUUUACAAUCCUAUAGCAAGAUCUAUGAGUAGUACUAUCUAUUUACCUAUUUCGGCAUCUCAUGUAACUGUUAUUGGACCUAACGGAAAGCCAAUUCACGCCCAGGUUAAUAAGAAUAUGCAUUACAAAUCACAAAUGCAAUAUCCCGGACAAGCUCCAUAUACCUUGGUCUUCGAGGCAACUUUACCCGCUCUUGGCUAUAGCGAAUUUUACGUAAAAACUAUCAAGUCUCCAUCAUUUUACAGUUCCGCCGAACUCGCGAAAACUAUUAAGUUUGAUCUGUCAAACAAAGAUAUUGUCAUGGAGAAUAAGUACCUAAAACUCACCUUCUCGAAUGCCACCGGACGUUUAAAAUCUAUUACGACUAAAAUUGGAAAACAAUCAAAGACUAUGGAUGUCGAUCAAGACUUUUUGUGGUAUAACGCAAGUAAAGGCAACGACGAGAGUAGUCAAGCAUCUGGCGCUUACAUAUUUCGACCUGCGGUAAUGGACCCAAUACCUAUUGCAUCCAGUGACAAAGUUGAAAUAACCCAGAUUACGAAAGGGUCAGUAAUCCAAGAAGUGCAUCAAAAAUUUUCUCCAUGGGUAACUCAGGUUGUCCGUUUACAAGAAAACUGGAAAUUUGCCGAAUUUGAAUACACCGUUGGCUCUAUCCCAAUUGGGGACCGAUUAGGUAAGGAGAUUAUCAGCAGAUUCACAAGUCAAAUCAAGAGUGCCGGAUUGUAUUAUACCGACGCAAAUGGAAGAGAAAUGCAAAAGAGAAAACGAAACUAUCGCCCUACUUGGAAAUUAAGAUCCACUGAGCCAGCCUCUCAAAAUUAUUAUCCAGUUAAUAGCAGAAUGUACAUAAAGGAUAAUUCUAUGCAGUUGACUGUUUUGACGGACAGGUCACAGGGUGGCGCAAGUUUGAAAGAUGGACAAAUGGAAUUAAUGGUUCAUAGAAGAUUACUUUAUGAUGAUGCACGUGGCGUAGGAGAGCCACUUAACGAAAAGGGUGUUACCGGUAAAGGUUUAAUCAUUCGAGGAGUUCACUAUCUUACGUUGGCCCCACCAUCAGACUCUGCUAAACUUCACCGAGAACAGGGAGAAGCGCUGCUAUUAAGGCCUUAUGUAUCUUUCUCAAAUUCCUAUAGCAGUUUACAAAGCUGGAUGAGCAAUUCUAACGCUCAGAUGUCAGCCAUUACGAAAGGUUUACCCGAAAAUGUCCACUUAUUAACAUUGCAAAGAUUUGAUAAUAAUAUACUAUUGCGGUUGGAACAUCAAUUUGCUGUUAAAGAAGACAGCAAAUUGUCUAAGCCAGUUACUGUGUCAUUAAAGAAUUUGUUCAAAUCUUUCAAUAUAACUAGUAUUUCUGAAGUGACUCUGUCAGCUAAUGCUGAAAUAGGCCAAGUAAAACCGCUUCAAUGGAAAACACAUGACACAAGUUCAGAUAAGCUAAAUUUGGAAAAAGUGAUAGCUGAAAAUCUAAACAUCGAUCUAAAAGCUAUGCAGAUUCGAACUUUCAAUGUCACCUUUACCCGCUAUAACUAA